GUAGUAACCCUUGCCUGAAAAGCGGUAACUCUCCAUUUGACGUUUUAAUUACGAAAUUGUAAGCAAAGCAAAGACAGAAGGAUAAAAAAUGGCUCGUAAUGCAGAGAAGGCUAUGACUACACUCGCGCGAUGGCGUGCUGCUAAAGAAAUUGAGUCCGGUGAAAAGGAUCGCCGACCGUACUUAGCUUCGGAAUGUUCAGAUUUAAGUAAAUGCGAGAAAUAUCGCUUAGAAAUCAUACGCGAGAUUUCGAAGAAGGUGGCACAAAUCCAAAAUGCGGGUCUUGGUGAGUUUCGCAUACGCGAUCUAAACGAUGAGAUAAAUAAGCUGUUACGAGAAAAACGCCAUUGGGAAAAUCAAAUAUCAGCGCUAGGCGGUCCGCAUUAUCGGCGUUAUGGCCCGAAGAUGUUUGAUGCUGAGGGUCGGGAAGUUCCCGGCAAUCGUGGGUAUAAAUAUUUCGGAGCCGCAAAGGAUUUGCCAGGAGUUCGUGAGUUGUUUGAACAGGAACCUCCACCGCCACCUCGUAAGACUAGGGCAGAACUUAUGAAAGAUAUUGAUGCCGAAUAUUAUGGAUAUAGAGACGAUGACGAUGGCAUAUUAAUUCCAUUAGAGGAACGCGUAGAGUAUGAUGCUAUCCGGGCAAGUGUUCAAGAAUGGAAAGAUAAAAUGGCCACUGACGGAAAAUUCGUAUUAGAUGAUGGGGAAAAUGAAGAAGACGACAUAUAUCCGUUAUCGAUACCGGCACGCGAAGCGGCCGAAGAAAGAAAAGAAAGACAAAAGGAAAAUAAUCCAAUGGAAUUAUUGGCGCCAAAAUUCACUGCACAUGUUCCAGUACCGUCUCAGAAGGAUGUGGAGGAAGCAUUGCUAAGAAAACGAAAGCAAGAGUUAUUGGAAAAAUAUGGAGGUGAUUUAGAUGAAUAAACUAAUAAAAUUUCAGUUUUUGUAUAAAAUGCUAUUUUUCUCUGUUGAGCUCAAGUUGCACAAAUGAAC
Messenger RNA from Glossina fuscipes, 988 nucleotides. RefSeq names its product pre-mRNA-splicing factor ISY1 homolog. The coding region runs from base 89 to 919 and encodes 276 amino acids. The record is from RefSeq and is a predicted model, not a curated record. Lineage: Eukaryota; Metazoa; Arthropoda; Insecta; Diptera; Glossinidae. The transcript is spliced from 4 exons. Gene Ontology annotation, cellular component: Prp19 complex; post-mRNA release spliceosomal complex; catalytic step 2 spliceosome. Gene Ontology annotation, biological process: generation of catalytic spliceosome for second transesterification step; mRNA 3'-splice site recognition.